Castor canadensis (American beaver) is the source of this 1898-nucleotide messenger RNA. It is a transcript of the gene Smpd2, whose product is annotated as sphingomyelin phosphodiesterase 2. NCBI's taxonomy places the organism in Eukaryota, Metazoa, Chordata, Mammalia, Rodentia, Castoridae. The record is from RefSeq and is a predicted model, not a curated record. Gene Ontology annotation, molecular function: sphingomyelin phosphodiesterase activity.
GCGGCGUGGGCCGCUCCUCAACUUUGAGCCUGUUGCUGGCGAGCUUGGAAAGGACCUGGUGAGGGGCGCUAGGACCGCGGCGGCCAGGAACCAGCGUCACCGCAAAGGAACGCGAAGCCGUCCACCCCGGCGCCCUCUCGGGACCCCCAGGGAUCUCGCGCUUGCCGGGAUUUCGCUGCAGAUCUUCUUUCCGGGUUGGCGGACAGCCCCAUCAGGGCCUGAGGAUCGACUGGCCGAGUAACGAGGAGUCUCCCAGGCUGGUGCCGCAUGGGUUUGGGGAGCACAGGAAUAGGAGUAGGGCUAGCCACCUGUGCGCACAGUCCUGGGAGGAAACGCAGCCCGCCGGCCCCUGCCCCCGCCCAGUCGCUGGGGAGAUCGAUCGGUCUGCGCCCUCUGAGCAGCCCCAUCAUGAAGCCUAACUUCUCUCUGCGACUGAAGGUCUUCAGUCUCAACUGCUGGGGCAUUCCCUACCUGAGCAAGGACUGGACCUAUCGCUUGGGGCGCAUAGGAGACUUUCUGAACAUGGAGACCUUCGACUUGGCCUUGUUGCAGGAGGUGUGGAGGGAGAAGGACUUCGACUACCUGAAACAGAAGCUGUCACUCAGGUACCCAGCUGCACACUACUUCAAGAGCGGAAUCAUUGGCAGUGGCCUCUGUGUCUUCUCCAAACACCCAAUCCAGGAAAUCACCCAGCACACCUACACCCUCAAUGGUUACCCCUACAUGAUCCAUCAUGGUGACUGGUUCUGUGGGAAGGCUGUGGGGCUGCUGGUGUUCCAUAUAAGUGGACUGGUGCUCAAUGCCUACGUGACCCAUCUCCAUGCCGAGUACAAUCGACAGAAGGACAUCUAUCUAGCACAUCGUCUGGCCCAAGCUUGGGAACUGGCCCAGUUCAUCCACCACACAUCCAAGAAGGCAGAUGUGGUUCUGUUGUGUGGGGACCUCAACAUGCACCCCAAUGACCUGGGCUGCUGCCUGCUGAAGGAGUAUACAGGGCUUCGUGAUGCCUACCUUGAGACCCAGGACUUCAAGGGCUCUGAAGAAGGCAACACCAUGGUACCUGAGAACUUCUAUGUCAGCCAGCAGGAUCUGUGGCCGUUUCCCUGUGGUAUCCGCAUUGACUACGUGCUUUACAAGGCGGCUCCUGAGUUCUCCAUCUCCUGUAAGACUCUCAAAACCACUAAAGGCCAGGACCUCUACCAUGGCACCCCUCUCUCUGAUCACGAGGCCCUCAUGGCUACUCUGUAUGUGAGCCACAGCCCCCCACAGCAAAACCUCAGCCCUACCCAUGGACCAGCCCAGAAGUCACCAUUGAUCAGCCUGCUAAAGAGGACCUGGAUGUUGCUGGGGAUAAGCACAGCUAUAGCUGACUUGUGGGUCACCCUCACAGGCUAUGUGAUUGGUCUGGGGCUGUUUCUGAUGCUUCUCCUGUCAGCAGAAGGGACUAGGGAAGCGGCCCUAGGGCUGUGGCUCAGUAUAGGACUACUACUUGGGGCAGUGGCAGUUUACCUCUUCUGGCUGCAGGAGGCCAAAGGCUUAUCUCGGGCCCAAUCUGAGAUCCUGCACAUGCUGGAAAGGAUACAGAAGACCCAGGACUUGAGCUCAGAGCUUCAACUAGCCGAGCUUCAGCAGGAGGGGGACAGAGCAGAAGAACAAUAAAGCUUGACACUUUAGUGCCUCUGCCUUGUUCUUGUAGAGGGAUGGGAGCCAAGGUCAAUGUGACUGUAUCAUAGACCUUAGAGCUCUGGCACAUUUUCUGCUGUUCCUGCAUAUUCCCACCUAUAUGUAGCUUAAACCCCCAUUUGUGGCAGAAUCAUUUGUUUACUCAUUCAUUGGCAGUUCCGGGGUUUGAACUCAGGGUCUGCUGCUUGCCCUCUUGAUCAAUGCCUCCAGCCCUU